AUGGCAGGAUUGCUUGCUGUUUCUGGUGGGUACAUCGCUGCGCUUGAGAAACGAUUGCUGGAAACGGAGCUGGCGCUAUUCGAUGCGCUACAGUUACUCUCACUUCAACCGUCAUCACUCGAUGGCCGAGUGGCCGAUGCGGAGACGGCGAAAGAACGUCAAUACAACGUGGAUACCAACAAAGUGAUUACAAAACAAAAUAUCAACCAAACCAAGGCUGAGAAGGUCGCCGAAUGGGAAAGGCUGCCUAUUCGCACAUCUUCUCAGCAAACAGAGUGGUUGAACGAUCGACUGUCUCUAGUUGGCCUCCUUGCGGAGAAAUCGGCACAACAACAGCCCAGCUCGAAGAAACGGCCACAAGUUCAGCGAUCGGCAAGUAGUAGUGACCUACAGCAACAGCCUUUCUUGCCAACGGGAUUUACGCAUAACCAGGACACGGGAUCAUACGCAUCGCCCGGUGGAACUAGUGAUGGAAGUGCAACACGCGACAGCAAUACCAUGAUGCCCCCGCCUGCUCGACCUGUGAACAUCGGCAAAAGCUUCACGAGUUCACCAGAAAGCGUAUCGUCCACUUCAUUUGUGGCCUACCGAGCACCAACUCAACCACCAGAAACCUGGAGGAAUCUUCCCCCGGUGAACGCCACGACGACACAGCCCUCCUGGCUCCCAUUGCAGGAUCCAGACCAAUCUCACAGGAGGUCUACAAGUGCAGAAGGGAACAACGCCAAUUCUCCUGCCGGUGGACAGACCCUAGGUGGAAGUAGUCGGGCACAGCAGUUGUCCUCGAGUCAGUGGCGCCGGUUCUUUUGA
Molecule: messenger RNA, 810 nt
Organism: Exophiala aquamarina CBS 119918
Lineage: Eukaryota; Fungi; Ascomycota; Eurotiomycetes; Chaetothyriales; Herpotrichiellaceae
Exons: 2
Coding region: 1-810 (269 amino acids)
Source: RefSeq, a predicted model, not a curated record